GAUAAUUCCGCGGUCACACUGGUCACAGUACAAGACGCCAAUUUUUGCUUACAAAUUCUAAUUUUGACAAGUUUUCCUUGAAAAUGGGUAAAGAAAAGAGCGGAAAAUCGUUCAGCAUUGGAGAUCUGGUGUUCGCCAAGGUAAAGGGCUAUCCAGCAUGGCCGGCCAAGAUCACAAAGUAUAUCAACAAAAAGUACAAUGUUUACUUUUACGGCACGGGAGAGACCGCCAAUAUAAAAAUAGAGGAUCUCUUUCCCUACGUGGGCAACAAGGAGAAGUUCGCCACCGACAAGAACAUGAAGCGGGCCAAGUUUAGCGAGGCCAUUGAUCAAAUUGAGAGCGCCCUCAAGGGAGAGGAUUCGGCCCCAAUCGAUUUAUCAAGCGCCGAAAAUGGCGGGGCCGAAGAGCAGACCGCAGCCCCCGCAACGCCCGCCCAGUCCAAGAACGCAGCACAAAUGGAAGCUUCGCCAACUGUGGAGGCGCCCGAUACUCCAGCUGCAGAUGCACCGGUCGCCGAGAACACCAACACCCAGAAGAAAGCCGCUGGCGCACGCAGGUCAAAGGCAGCCCCGAAGCAUGUGGACGGCGACUCUGAGGAGGCUGGCACUGAUUCCGCUGACGGACCCCCGCCGCAAAAGCGGCGCGUGCCACCGGAAGGCAUAGCGGCGGCAGCCACCCCGCCCGCAGCAGCCAACGCCAACAUAGGCAAGAAGUCAGUGAAGAAGUCGAAGCCAACCGCCGCCGUGACACCCAUACAGAAGCGAUCGCGCCCAGCAAAUAACAAAGAGAAUGACCUGUUGAUGGUCUACAUGCCGACAGCCAGGUGCCUGGGCAUCGACAUCAACUACAACAAGCCGGAGAGAUUUGAGAACGCUGCCGCGGAGGAGUCGUGGAUCGAGAAGUCGCGCAGGGAGGCCAAAGAUCUGAAGCUGAAGCUGGAGUCGGGUCAGCUCGAUCCCGACACGAUGCCCGGUCGCAUCAUCAUUGAGCCGUCGCGCAAUGAGAUACCCAAGCAGGAGGCCGCACGUUUCAUUGAGGAGAUCAUCGAGCACGAGGACGCUUUGUUCAUGGAGCGCGACUUUAUACAGAUUUCGCAGCAGCUGCGCGAGUGCCUGGGCCUGCGGCGCGCCAAUGUGGGCAAGUGUCUGGAGCUGCUCGAUCAGUUCAAGGAGAUCGAGCUGACCAAGCUGAUGCUGCUGCGCAAUCCCGAGUGCGUGGACAUAAUGCGACGACUGCGCAGAUAUGUUGGCAAUCUGGAGCUCUGGAAGAUGGACGAAUCUGACGAGAUUGAGUUCAAGGAGAAGGCCAAGAUUAUACGCAAGGUGUCCACCAGCAUCUACGAGGGCUUCAAGAAAUUAUUCAACUCAACCUCCGAGGAGGACAACUUCUGGAUCGAGUUCUGCGAGAAGGUCAAGAUCUACAAGAGCUACACAAAAAACGUGCACGAGAACAUUCGCAUCUCGCUGAACGAGCGCGGCUACGGCAGUCUCGUGCAGGCCAAGCAAGGCAACAGCGCAGCAAACGCUAAAAAGGAAUAAACAAAAUACAGUAUAAUGUUUUAAGCGUCAGUUACUAAUCCAACGAUACGAUAUAAGCCACCCCCUUCGCGCCCUUUGGCAAUACCACAAACAAUGUGUGGGCCUGUGUGUAUUGGCACACUUAUUGAAGUUUCUUUUUAGUUACUCCUAAGCAUAGAACCACCAGCACAAUUGAGCCCUCAGCUCAAGA
This is a messenger RNA of Drosophila guanche, 1728 nucleotides long. RefSeq names its product PC4 and SFRS1-interacting protein (gene Jasper). The transcript is spliced from 2 exons. The record is from RefSeq and is a predicted model, not a curated record. Gene Ontology annotation, cellular component: nucleus. Gene Ontology annotation, molecular function: double-stranded DNA binding; transcription coregulator activity. The coding region runs from base 84 to 1538 and encodes 484 amino acids. Gene Ontology annotation, biological process: regulation of transcription by RNA polymerase II. Lineage: Eukaryota; Metazoa; Arthropoda; Insecta; Diptera; Drosophilidae.